CCGGAGCCGGGAAGAGAUGGAGAUGAGCGCGGCGAAGGUGCUCGUGCUGGCGCUGCUGCUGGCCGUGGCCCGCCUCGCCCCGCCCGCCAGCGCCCAGGCGGAGCACGAGGGCCCAGCAGACGACUUUGUUGCCCCAGGGGAGACCAGUGUUGAUGAUGAUGACGAGGACAUUGAUGAUUAUGAUGAAGAUGAUAGUUCAGAAAUAAAAGAGGAAAAUGGUGUUGUCGUAUUGAAUGAUGCAAACUUUGAUACUUUUGUUGAAGGCAAGGACACUGUGCUUUUGGAGUUCUAUGCCCCAUGGUGUGGGCAUUGUAAGCAGUUUGCACCAGAAUAUGAAAAAAUAGCCCAAGCAUUGAAAGAAAACGACCCUCCCAUCCCAGUUGCCAAAAUAGAUGCUACAGCAGCCUCCACGGUGUCAGGGCGGUUUGACGUGAGUGGCUACCCAACCAUCAAAAUUCUGAAGAAGGGGCAGCCUGUGGAUUAUGAGGGCUCAAGAACAGAAGCAGAAAUUUUGGCUAAAGUGAAAGAAGUUUCGCAGCCUGAUUGGGUCGCACCACCUGAAGUCACAUUAGUGUUGACCAGCGAAAACUUUGAUUUAGUCGUGAACGAGGCUGACAUAAUCCUGGUUGAAUUCUAUGCUCCAUGGUGUGGACACUGCAAGCGGUUGGCUCCAGAAUAUGAGAAAGCAGCUAAGGAGUUGAGCAAGCGAAUGCCUCCAAUUCCCCUUGCUAAAGUUGAUGCUACUGCUGAAACCGAUCUUGCUAAGAGAUUUGACAUUUCCGGAUAUCCAUUACUCAAGAUCUUCCGCAAAGGCAAAGCUUUUGAAUACAAUGGUCCAAGAGAAAAAUACGGCAUUGUUGAUUACAUGAUAGAACAGGCUGGCCCUCCAUCCAAACAGAUACAGGCUGUCAAACAGGUACAAGAAUUUGUGAAAGAUGGAGACGAUGUCAUUAUUAUUGGGGUUUUCAAAGGAGACCAGGACCCAGCCUACCAGCUGUAUCAAGAUGCUGCUAAUAACCUAAGAGAAGAAUUCAAGUUCCAUCAUACCUUCAGCAAUGAAAUUUCAAGCUUUUUGAAAGUGGACCCAGGAAAACUGGUGGUGAUGCAACCUGAAAAAUUUCACUCAAAAUAUGAGCCUAAAAUACAUGUUUUAGACAUUAAAGAUUCCACUGAUGCCACUGAAGUGAAAGACCACGUGGUGAAGCAUGCCUUGCCUCUUGUGGGUCAUCGCAAAUCUGCCAAUGAUGCUAAGAGAUACACCAAGAAGCCUCUAGUAGUAGUUUAUUAUACAGUGGACUUCAGCUUUGAUUAUCGUGUUGCUACUCAGUACUGGCGAAACAAAGUCUUGGAAGUGGCUAAGGACUUCCCAGAAUAUACUUUCGCAAUUGCGGAUGAAGAAGACUAUUCUUCUGAGAUAAAGGACCUGGGACUUGUUGACAGUGGAGAGGAUGUCAAUGCUGCUAUCUUUGAUGAAGGUGGUAAAAAGUAUGCCAUGGAACCAGAAGAGUUUGAUUCUGCUGUGCUGAGGGAAUUUGUUGUCUCAUUCAAAAAAGGUAAACUGAAACCCAUUGUGAAGUCCCAACCAAUACCAAAAAAUAACAAGGGUCCUGUGAAGAUUGUAGUUGGCAAAACAUUUGAAUCUAUAGUGAUGGAUCCAAAGACUGAUGUUCUCAUAGAGUUCUAUGCUCCCUGGUGUGGACACUGCAAGAAGCUUGAGCCCAUUUAUACUGAGCUGGGUAAAAAAUACAAAACUCAGAAAAACCUGGUCAUUGCCAAAAUGGAUGCUACUGCCAAUGAUGUCACCAGUGAAAAUUACAAAGUAGAAGGAUUCCCAACCAUCUAUUUUGCUCCUAGCAAUAAGAAAAGGGAUCCAAUUAAAUUUGAAAGUGGAGAAAGAGAUCUGGAAAGCUUGAGCAAAUUUGUAGAAGAAUAUGCCACCAAACUAAGUAGGACAAAAGAAGAACUUUAGAUGGAACAACAAUCAUUUGUGAAGAGUUAAUGCAAACUUACUGAAAUAUUGAUUGUGGAAAACAACUUAGCACCUGGAGCAAAGAGGAUUUGGGGGUGGCUAAACAAUGCUGUAUGAGAUUUUUGUAUUACAAAAGAAAUCUGAACACUGAACUUUUUGAUGUAAAUGGUUUUUAUUAGUUUCAACA
Lacerta agilis (Sand lizard) is the source of this 2156-nucleotide messenger RNA. It is a transcript of the gene PDIA4, whose product is annotated as protein disulfide isomerase family A member 4. Gene Ontology annotation, cellular component: cell surface; endoplasmic reticulum; endoplasmic reticulum lumen. Gene Ontology annotation, biological process: protein folding; response to endoplasmic reticulum stress. The coding region runs from base 17 to 1969 and encodes 650 amino acids. Gene Ontology annotation, molecular function: protein disulfide isomerase activity. NCBI's taxonomy places the organism in Eukaryota, Metazoa, Chordata, Lepidosauria, Squamata, Lacertidae. The record is from RefSeq and is a predicted model, not a curated record. The transcript is spliced from 10 exons.